This is a messenger RNA of Lepidothrix coronata (blue-crowned manakin), 2094 nucleotides long. RefSeq names its product protein-glutamine gamma-glutamyltransferase 6-like. NCBI's taxonomy places the organism in Eukaryota, Metazoa, Chordata, Aves, Passeriformes, Pipridae. The record is from RefSeq and is a predicted model, not a curated record. The transcript has 13 exons. Gene Ontology annotation, biological process: peptide cross-linking. Gene Ontology annotation, molecular function: protein-glutamine gamma-glutamyltransferase activity. Bases 1 to 2094 code for a protein of 697 amino acids.
AUGGCAGCCCUGAAGAUAACAAAAGUCAAUUGGCAAUCCAAACUAAAUAAAGCUGCCCACCACACCUCUGAUUACAGCAGCACAGAAGCAAUCUUCAGGAGAGGGCAGCCCUUCAACAUCUCUCUGAACAUCAAAACAACAGUGCAAUCUUGGGACAACUUCACCUUUAUUGCAAGCACAGGACCAUCUCCAGCAGAAUCACAGCAGACCAAGGCCGUAUUUACCCUCUCAGAGGAGGGUGCCAGUGGCUGGAGUGCAGCCCAGGAGCCCAGCGAGCCUGGCUGCCUCAACUUCACCAUCCUCAGCCCAGCCAGCGCCGUCAUCGGGCGAUACAAACUCAAACUCCAGGUCCUUUCUGGGAACAAGGUCUUUUCAAAAGUCCUGGGCCAGUUUGUGCUACUCUUCAACCCUUGGUGUCCAGAUGAUGAUGUCUACAUGGCUAACGAGAGGGAGCGACAGGAGUAUGUCCUGAAUGACAGUGGAAUCAUAUUUCAGGGACUGGAAAAAGAUAUCCAGCAAGAAGCUUGGAACUAUGGACAGUUUGAAGAGGAUAUUCUUGAUAUCUCUCUGGCUAUACUGGAUCGGAGCCUGAACCACCGAGAAGAUCCAGCUGUUGAUGUAUCCAACCGAAACAACCCUGUCUAUGUGAGCAGGGUGAUCAGUGCUAUGGUCAACAGCAACGACGAGAAGGGAGUAGUGGAAGGGAAGUGGAACGGGAAGUACCGCUCCGGGACAAACCCCCUGCAGUGGAGUGGGAGUGUGACCAUCCUUCGGAAGUGGCACAGGGGGAGGUACAGACCCGUCCGGUAUGGCCAGUGCUGGGUCUUUGCAGGAGUCACCUGCACAGUACUGAGAUGCUUGGGAAUACCUACUCGUGUUAUUACCAACUUCAACUCUGCCCAUGACACCAAUAUAAAUCUGAGUAUUGAUAAGUACAUUGACAUUUCUGGAAAGACCCUGCACUUGACUGAAGACAGUGUGUGGAAUUUCCAUGUCUGGAAUGAAAGCUGGUUCACUAGAAGAGAUCUUGGUUCUUUUUAUGAUGGAUGGCAGGUUCUGGAUGCAACACCCCAGGAAAAAAGCAAAGGCAUCUAUCAGUGUGGUCCUGCCUCCAUCAGAGCCAUCAAAGAAGGGGAUGUGAACCUGGAUUAUGACAGCCCAUUUGUGUUUGCAGCAGUGAAUGCUGACUGUGUUACCUGGAUUCGCCACAGCAAGAAAAGAAAGGAGAGGAUUUAUUCUAACACCAGGAAGAUUGGGAAAUGUAUCAGCACCAAAGCAGUGGGCACCAACUCCCGUGUGGAUGUCACUGCUAAUUACAAAUAUCCAGAAGGAUCCUCGAAAGAAAGGCGGGUGUACAAAAAAGCACUGAAGCUGCUGGGUGUGAGAAGAACCGGAAAAAAACCCAAAACUAGAAAACCUAAAAGGCGAUUUUCAAGGGCCCAAACCCCCAGUAUCUCAGGGAAGCUGAUCCUCGACGCAUCUCCUGUGAUUGGCCAGGACAUCCUCCUUACCUUGUCACUCAGAAACCUGAUCUCAGAUUUCAAGACCAUAAAAGUUAAAUUGAAGGCUUCAGCCAUUCUCUACACAAGAAGACCAAAGGCAGAGAUUUUAGAGCUGUAUAGGUCUAUUAAACUGGGAUCAGAAGAAGUGAAGGAGUUUUCAUUCGGGAUCCCCUAUUCCCAAUACAAAAACUCUCUGCUGGACGACAGGAAGAUCCUGGUGACUGCUGUGUGCCAAAUCAAAAAGGGAGCCUCGCUUCUGGUUGAGAAGGACAUUGUCCUUCAGGAUCCUUUUCUCACCAUCAAGGUCCUUGGUCCAACAGUGGUACACCAGGCUGUUAAUGUGGAGGUCACAUUUACCAACCCACUGUCUGAUGAGGUGACAGACUGUGUACUGAGAGCUGAAGGUAGUGGCCUGCUCAAAGAGCAACUCAGAAUCAGUGUGGCAAGAAUGGCCCCCAUGGAGAGUUCAACAGUCCAGUUUGAAAUCAUUCCCUACAGGAGUGGCACCAGGCAGCUUCAGGUGGACUUGGUUUGCAUCCAUUUUUCAGACAUUAAGGGAUUUGUGACGCUUGAUGUGGCUCCUGCUCAGUGA